AUGCUUCUCACUGUGACCAGUCGUAACGUAUUGCUUCCUGAUUCUGAUCUGCCACGACCUGCGACGAUCAAUGUUGACAUCAGGACUGGCAAAAUAAUAGAGGUCCGCCUGCAGUACAUUGGCAAUGGGGCGUGCAGGAAAAACGGGGAUCUUCACUUCGUUGAUGCUGGAGAUAAAGUUGUUCUUCCUGGGCUGGUCGACGCUCAUGUUCAUCUAGAGGAACCCGGAAACCAAGACUGGGAAGGCUUUUGGACCGGCACACAAGCCGCAGCUGCUGGAGGCGUCACCACUCUAAUUGAUAUGCCUGUCGAUUCAAGUCCGCCCACCACCACAUCUAGGAAUCUUCAUAUCAAACGUCGUUCUGCUCGUGGACAGUGUUGGGUAGAUGUUGGAUUUUGGGGAGGAGCAAUUCCUCAGAAUGAAACCGAAUUAGGGCCCCUCUUAUCCGCUGGCGUCAAAGGCUUCAAGUGCUUUUUAAUUGAUACGGGCAUUGAGGAAUUCCCUUGCGUUUCUGAGAGCGACCUUCAUAAGCACAUGUCCCAUCUCCAGCAUUUUUCAAAGAACUCUGUCAUGAUUUUCCACGCGGAAAUGCAGACCGCUUCUUCACCAGCCCGACGCCAGCUUAAUCCAAGGUCAUACCAGGAAUUUCUCUCCUCGCGCCCUAAGGAGCUUGAGGUAGAUGCUAUCACUCUCAUUGCUCGCCUUCAAGCAACGUACCCCUCAGUUUCCUGUCACGUAGCCCAUCUAUCGGCCGCAGCCGCCUUACCCAUCAUCCGUGCUGCCAAGGACCGCGGAUCAAAGCUUUCCGUUGAAACUUGUUUUCACUAUCUAUGUUUAUCAGCAGAGGACAUCCCGGAUGGUGCAACCGAGUACAAAUGUACCCCUCCGAUUCGCGAGGACUCUAACAGAAAUCUCCUUUGGGACGCUCUUGUGGAUGGUACCAUUGAUUGUGUAAUCUCCGAUCACAGUCCUUGUCUCGUUGAGAUGAAGGGGCUUGAACAUGGCAAUUUCAUGGAAGCCUGGGGUGGUGUCAGUUCUCUAGGCCUUGGACUAAGCCUUCUAUGGACGGAAGGAAGGAAGCGAGGCAUCUCACUUGGGCAGAUCGUCCGUUGGAUGAGCAUCAAAACUGCUGAGUUAGCGGGACUGUCAGAUACAAAGGGCCAGUUGAAAGUGGGACAUGAUGGCGAUUUAGUGAUAUUGGAUCCGGAAUCGGAAUUCAAGGUCUCAAAAGAACAUUUGUAUUUCAAGAACAAGCUCACCCCAUAUGAAGGCAUGACUUUGAGAGGCCUCGUGCACAAAACAUUUGUCCGUGGUAGAUUGGCUUACGAUUCGGCACUUCAAGAUGGUUGUACAGGUCUUCAACCUUCCGGAGAGCUGCUAUAG
Suillus bovinus is the source of this 1383-nucleotide messenger RNA. RefSeq names its product allantoinase. Gene Ontology annotation, molecular function: zinc ion binding; cobalt ion binding; allantoinase activity. The transcript is spliced from 6 exons. Gene Ontology annotation, cellular component: cytoplasm. Gene Ontology annotation, biological process: purine nucleobase catabolic process; allantoin catabolic process. NCBI's taxonomy places the organism in Eukaryota, Fungi, Basidiomycota, Agaricomycetes, Boletales, Suillaceae. Bases 1 to 1383 code for a protein of 460 amino acids. The record is from RefSeq and is a predicted model, not a curated record.